Messenger RNA from Hyposmocoma kahamanoa, 4404 nucleotides. It is a transcript of the gene Ca-Ma2d, whose product is annotated as voltage-dependent calcium channel subunit alpha-2/delta-3. Gene Ontology annotation, molecular function: voltage-gated calcium channel activity. Bases 578 to 4327 code for a protein of 1249 amino acids. The record is from RefSeq and is a predicted model, not a curated record. The transcript is spliced from 19 exons. Gene Ontology annotation, cellular component: voltage-gated calcium channel complex. NCBI's taxonomy places the organism in Eukaryota, Metazoa, Arthropoda, Insecta, Lepidoptera, Cosmopterigidae.
CCGCCCAGAAUAGACGCAGCACGUGCGUCGGCCGCGGCACAAGUCGCGCCGCACCUCGUUCCGCCGCACGUUACGCCGCCCGUUUCGUGCCGUAACCACUCCGACGUAUAUCGCGACCGGUCUUCACACAAAUCAACCCUCCAUCCAACCCAACUUUAUAGAUCCAAAAACUUCUAACGUAAACUCGUACCCAAGCGUCUAGCCUUGUACCACCUUUGUCACUGGCGGACUGUUUAUUCCAAAGUUGUAAACUAUUAAUAACUCGUGAGGUUAAAGUAUUCGUCGACUGUUUACUCACUGUGUGCUUUGCUAUCGUAGUGGCCUUGUUCGUUAUCUCAUACCGCUCCGAGCUCUUGUUACUCUUUUGUCAAAAUUUACGUGUAUUUGCCUCUAAUAAAGUUUAUACGUUGUUAUGUUUGACUAGUGGAAUAGAUGUGUGAUAUUUAAAUAAGUGAUGAAAAUAGCCUUAUAGGAAAAAAUAUAACAGUAACAAUGUGCCUUAUAGCUUAUGUUUGAGUUGUUGCUUCGUGCAACUAUUUAAAUACAGAGUGUGAAUUGCCGGGAGAGUCUUCAAGCUAUGCAGUGCUUCAAAUUGGCGGUGCUGCUGUCAUUCUUGCUGCCGGAACCAGUACCUGCUAAAAAUCACGACGUUUUAGUCAAAAGAUGGUCUGUGAAGCUAGGUGAUCAGCUGUGGGAUCUCAACUCGGCGCUCACAAGACCCGAGGAACUUAAACAGAAAUACAAUAAAAUGAACGCAGGAGUAAAGAAGAAAAAUGGAGGAUCGAUAUUGGAAUCUUCGCUACGUUCCGUGAGCACGAUGCUUAACAGAAAAAUCAAUGCUGUCAAGUGUAUUCAUGCAACUGCUGAGAAAUUAGCGAAAGAAUUCAAUUACACAAAUUUUGAUGAUGCUAAAUUUCGAGACCACCUCGAAUUCGAAUACUGCGAUGCAAAAUAUUCCGAAUUUAGUUCUCUGGAAGAAGAACCCGGUGAAGAGCCUCUGCAAAUCCCUGAUGAUAUACCAGAGAAAGAAAAAAACAAGAAACAUUACUCAAAUGUAACUUUAGAAAGAGAUUCUCAUUUUUACGACAUCAGGGUGAACACUAAUAUAAGUUGUGUACAUGUGCCUACAAAUAUAUAUUUUAAAGAAGAAAAAGCCUUGCCAGCAAUAUUGUGGUCAGAAAAACUUAAUGAAGUAUUUACAAGAAACUAUAAGUCGGAUCCCUCUUUAUCAUGGCAAUAUUUUGGAAGCUCACAUGGAAUCAUGAGGUUCUACCCAGGCAUGCAAUGGAAUGUGCAGAAAGGUUACGUAGAUACCUACGAUUGUAGGGUUAAAUCUUGGUACAUAGAGGCGGCUACGUGUUCUAAGGAUGCUGUAAUUUUAUUUGAUCUCUCAGGAUCUAUGACUGGAUUCAAAAAUUACGUCGCAAGAAGAACGCUGGCAUCAAUUUUAUCUACGCUGUCUAAUAACGAUUACGUAAACGUGUUAUAUUUUAAAAAAGAAACCGGUUUAGUGGUUAAUUGUUUCAAAGGACUCGUACAAGCAACUCCAGAAAAUAUAAAAACUCUUAGUGAUGCUCUAGAACCUAAAGAGAUAAAUAAAGUCAAAGUUCAUAAGAAAGGUUUAGAGUUAGAUGGCAACGCUAAUUUAGUAGAAGCGUAUACACAAGCGUUUGAACUACUCAGAGAGAGGCGGCAAAAGACGAAUUGCACGGUGAACAGUGAGCAGGGAUGCAAUCAGCAAGUGAUGUUGAUAACUGACUAUGUUCCGGGUAAUCUAACUGAAGUUUUCGAGGAGCACAACCGUGAGACUAUCGAUAACAAGACCUAUAUUCCUGUAAGAGUAUUUACUUAUCUCAUCGGCAAAGAAGUUACUAACAUCAGGGAGAUUCAAUGGAUGGCAUGUUUAAACAGAGGUUUCUUCGUGCACAUACACUCGGUGGAGGAAGUGCAGCAGCAGGUGCUCAAGUACAUUAACGUCAUCGCCCGUCCCAUGAUCCUCGACGGGUCCGAGCCGCCACCCACGUGGACCCACGCCAAUAUCGACGAUACCAGAACCAAGAGAUGGAAUGUCAGUAAAGAUGUUAAUAAGCAUGACGAGGAUAAGCUGGUUGCGUCCGUGGCAAUACCAGCAUUUGACUAUAAGUACAACGAAGAACAUGGAGAUGCCGUGCUCCUAGGCGUAGCUGGAACUGAUGUGCCAUUGGAGAGCAUUGCUAAGCUUGCCCAACCUCAUCAGCUAGGAGUAAAUGGUUAUUCAUUUAUCGUGAGCAAUAAUGGGUAUUUGUUACUGCACCCGUACUUAAUAGCUACAAUAAACGACCAACUUCAAGAGAAUUACAAUAGUGUAGAUUUCGUAGAAGUAGAACAAGUAGAUGACAACUUGAACAGCCGCCAGCUUGGUGACGAUAUUAUAAACCUCAGACAAUCGUUGGUGGAUGGACGAGAUGGCAGUAGGACAAAAAUUCCUGUACUGUUUCAUUACGAUAACAUGAGGAGAAUAUCACGAGUUGCACACAACUACUUUUUCAAAGAAUUACAAGGUACCCCAUUCUCCAUGGGAAUUUCUCUGCCAGAUGAAUAUGGUGACACCGAACUUCAGCUGAAAACGUUAGAAGCUGUGGUUGGAAAAGACACAGGCAUCAACGUCACGGACUACUUUCGGUUUAACUAUAGAGUCCAUCCAGAUUGGGUUUACUGUAAGUACCACUACUUGGAAGGUCACGAAACAGAAAAUCCUGAAAUGGAGAUUUGGACUUUCUUAGUCGGCCUUUCUAAAAAUGAAGUCGAUGUUAAAAAGAAACAAUACACUGAGCAACAGAACGAGCAGACAAGCAAGUUCAAUAUUGAAACGCACUGUGGAAACGCUACACAGCUGGAUAAAGAUGAUUAUUACUGUAAUGAAGAUUUAGUGCAUCAAUUAGUAUUUGAUGCUAAAUUAUCGACACCUUACUUCAAGACUUGGAAUGCAAGCGAUAAAGAGAAAAAAAUGGCAGGCGACUACAAUGUUAGUGUGAGAUUCAUAGCAACAGCCGGUGGGCUCACGAGGUGGGACUAUAUCGAAGAUACACACAAGAAUGAACUGGUUAAUGAUACUGGGUGGAGGAAUAAGGAAUAUGAAGGGAAUGUAUUUGGUGACGACUAUUUCAACGCCAUUGAAGAAACUUGGUACAAAGCAGCUGUGCUACAGCGAAUGGCAACUCAGGGCAAAGAAUCGCUGGUUAUAGCGACCCCGUUACCAAUACUUGACAAGAUAAUAAAACACAAACCGAAGGUACAAAACGACGACGGUGAUAUCACAGUUACUGCAAGUUAUGCUAUUUUCUACAAAGAUCUCAAUAUUUCUACUCCAGCAUCGGUUGUGGGCUUCCAAUUUUCUUAUAAAAAUUUUGUCAAGCAAUUUAAGAUAUUGGUUUGCCAUGAUGAGGUGGAUCCUGGUGAAUACGGUUAUUAUUUAAUAGAUAGCUCAGGUUACGUGGUGCUCUAUACGGAUUGCAGUAAUGAUGAAUCGAGUGACGAAGUUGAUCGAGUGGGUCAGUUCUUCGGCGUCAUUGAGAACAACGGCUAUGUAAUGCAAUGCUUCCUAGAUGCAACUGUUUUCCAAAAUGUGAAUGUGUACAACUAUCAAGCAUUGUGUCCAAUUAGCAUGUUAGAAACAAAAAGUGCUUGGUCACUACAAACGCCGUUCCACAUGGUGGGGAAUUUCCUACGUUGGUUGUUUACGGAAAUAGUAUUCCUUGUAUUCAACUGGAAUGAUUAUGCGUAUACUUAUGCGCCCACUGACUAUGAUGACAUCACGACGGUGCCACCGGCAUUCUUUGAUGAGACCGAAAAUGGAUCAGCACCAGGCGACAUUAAUACAGAACCGUCAGAAAAUGAAGACCCAGAAGGAGAAUUUUCUUGCGAUCAUUCAAUUACAUUGUACAUACUGGAGCAACUCUAUUUCCUGACCAAUACCGGUGUGCCACGAACCAUUGAUCGUGAGCACGAGAACUGUUCAGUCCGUUGUACGCCAAAGUUUUGGGCGUCGUAUGUGGCCCAGACAAAUUUGCUGUUGGUGAUGGUUGAGAAAGAUGGUGGAAAUUAUGAAGGAUGUGAAAUAGCUCCAUCAACCCAACCAAUUCCUACUGAGAGCUCCACGAAUAGUUCAGAGCCUUGCCAUAAGCUUGAUUUGGGCGCGCUAGAACGGCGAAGACUAGAGGGCUGUUUCACUUAUAAUGAAAAGGAAAAAGAUAUAAAAGAAUGUGGUAUCGCCAGCACGACGCAAGUCAAUGUACUACUGUUCCUUAGCGCAACAAUAAUGACAUUGAUCGCAGCAAUAUUGUCUUGAUAAUUUAUUUAUACAAAUAUAAGAUACUUAUUUUAAAUCAACUAACCAUCCACUAGAUUUUUACCUUUGUUACUUCC